UUCCCCCCCCAUAUAAGGAGAACCGAGUGAUAUCAUAUGGUCGCUUUGGGAAGGAGGCACACGCUGUACUGAGAGAGGGAACCAGCGACAGUAGGGGAAAGGCUGCUAUUUAUUUUUUUAUUUCCUUUCUCGCAGUGUUUGUGUCGGGGAUGGGAGGCGAGAUAGAGUGACAGCGAGAGGGGGGACAGGAGGAGGAGGAAGAAGAGGGGAGGAGGGGCAGGAAGGCACGCUAUAACUGCCUCGGAGUCGCUACUACAGGAACCAGCAGAGGAGGAGGCGGCGGCGGCGGCGGCAGAUCCUCGGGGCGCGGGAAAGACGCCGAGCUGCAGUGGAAAAGGAAAGGAAAAAAAAAAGAAAAGAAAAUGGAGAGGGGGGAGGAGGAAGAGGGAGGCGUGUGGAGGAGCGGCGGGAGGAGGAUGCGGCGUCAUUAAGUGCAACAACCAAACUACUGGAGCUUCAAGUCCGCAGGUUCUUGAUGGAUUUAAGUCAGGACUUUGGGGAGACCAGUCUAAAACCUUCAUUCUGGCCUGAUGGAACCAUUUCUUUACCUCGUCUGAUGUGUGUUUGGGCUCAUUGUCUUGUUGAAACAUCCAACUGUGUCCAAGAUCAACCUUCUGCUGAUGGUUUUAGGUUUUCCUGAAGAAUGUGGAGACUCGGACGCCUCGUGUGACUCGACUCAGCCCGACUCAGCCGGCCCUCGCUGACCAGGCCAGCAGGGUGUCCUUCGCCUCAGCUGAAAAUCUGGAGACCAUGUCUGAGCCUGACAUCCCCAUCGGAUUCAACCGGAUGAACCGGCUUCGCCAGAGCCUGCCGCUGGCCCGUUCGUCCAGCCAGGCCAAGCUGAGAGCGCCAGGGAUCUUGUUCCUCCAGCUGGGGGAGGAGACCCGCCGGGUUCACCUGACCCACGAGCUGACCAGCCUGGACACUCUGAGGGCGCUGAUCGUGCACAUGUUCCCCCAGAGGCUCACCAUGGCCAUGCUCAGGUCUCCCAGCACGGCGCUGCUGAUCAAAGACGAGACCAGGAACGUCUUCUACGAGCUGGAGGACCCGCGGGACGUGCAGGACCGCUGCGUAAUUAAGAUUUACUGCAAAGAGCCCAUCUAUGGCACCUACCCCGGACACCACAACCCUCACCUGGCCAACGGAGACCUCAGAAGGGAGAUGGUGUACGCGCCCCAGGACUCUCCACCUAACCGCCGCCUGAGCAACCCACCCAUGUCUUCCCAGCAUUCAUCGGCCUCUGCCUCGCCUCCUCAGGGCUCGCCGUCUCGAGCCCGCCUGCUCUACAGUGGCGGUAGACCCUCUUCCUACGCCGGGCCUCCCCACCACACCCACUCCCUGCCUCACCCGCACUCCCAGUCCCACCACUCUUCUCCCCACCAGCAGCCUCAGCUCCACCAGCCCCACCACAACCAGCCGGCCUUCUGCGCCUCCUCCAGCGCCAUCCUGGAGCGCAGGGAUGUGAAGCCCGACGAUGAAGUGGGGGGUUCCAGGAGCAUGGUGCUGCUGCGGGGAGAUGAGCGCGGUGGAGGUGGGAUCUACGCGGACCCAUACUCCCUGGGCCCGGACACCAGUCGGCUGAGUCUGGCCGGAGGUCCUCACUCCCCUCUGCCGGCCAGAGCCGACCCCUACGGUUCCUUAUACCGACGUGGAGGAGGCGGUGGAGGAGGUGGUGCCGGAUCAGUGCGUUCACUCACCUCCUACUCUGCAGCUGCUUUACAAGGAGAGCUGAUGGAAAGUGGUGCCCUCUACAGGCCAGGAGGUCCGCUUUAUAAUGACGCCUAUGCUGCAUCAGUGUUGGCAAUGGGGCUGCGAGUGCCACCACCAUCCUCCCCACAGAAGAUACCCGAUGUAAGGGAUCCUUACGGAGGCACCAUGCCAGCUCGGGGUUCACCUGGCAGGCAGAGUUUGAGAAGAGACUCUGUGACAUCCUCUGUGUUCGGGGAUAGUCCUAAAGCCCGGGGCCAGGGUCCAGGGUUGGGCCUCACCUCUGAACAGCUCUGCCUGAUGGCUGGAGGGGAAGGAGGUGGUCCUGGAGGCUUCGGUUCACCUCUGCUGGGGAACGAGACCGAGACCAGGGAACGGAUGGAGGCCAUGGAGAAGCAGAUCGCCAGCCUGACCGGUCUGCUGCAGAGAGUCCUGAGCAGAGCGCCAGAGGCAGAAAGCCCGGAGAAGAUUGAGUCAGCCAGUGACUGCUCAGGAACUGACACUGGACGAACUAAAAAAAAGAAAGCUUUGACUCCAUCGGCUCCUCUGGCGCUGAUGCCGCCUCCACCUUCAGGACCCAACCAGCCGGUUCCGGUGUCACGUCUGCAGAUGCAGCUCCACCUACAGGGUCUGCAGCAGAACACCAACGCUCUGCGUAAACAGCUGUCACAGCUGCGUAACAUGCAGCUGGAGAACCAGGACUCAGUUCUGUCCCUGCUGAGGCAGACGGAGUCGGAGCUGAGUCUCAUGAUGCUGGACGCCAUGCGGACCCAGGAGGACCCUCUGCAGAGACAGCGCCUCCUGGUGGAGGAGGAGAGACUCAAGUACCUCAACCAGGAGGAGCUGCUCAUCCAGCAGCUGCACGACCUGGAGAAAUCUGUGGAGGAGCUGCAGAGGAACUCGUCCGUUAACCACGGCCUGGUGACGGAGCAGGACGUGGAGCAGAAGAGCAAAGAGCUGAGGAUGCUGGGAGAAACGCUCACCGAGCUCAAGAACCAGUUUCCCAGCCUGCAGAGUAAGAUGCGGGUGGUGUUGAGGGUGGAGGUGGAAGCUGUGAAGUUCCUGAAAGAGGAGCCUCACCGCCUGGACGCCCUGCUGAAGCGCUGCAACACCAUGACAGAUGCUCUCAGCACGCUGCGCAGUCUUUUGUCUCCGCCUUGUAUGUUCAGACAAGUGACCGAAGGCGUCUGGAAGAGUCCUGAAGACGUCUCCAACCAGCAGAAGAGAUCCGACGACCUGAACCGAAGCUCCGACCUCGACAUCCUCAACAGCCCUCCGCUCAGCCUCACCGACCUCAGCACCAGCGCCGGCCUCGCCAACUGGAUGCCCGUCACCGGCGGCGACCCGGACGCCUCGGGCCCCGAGCAGGACAACCAGCCCUCCAUGACCUUCAGGAACCGAGUCCUGGACGAGCUGCCGAGCCGACGCCCCGCCGAUAAAUCCGUGUCGGCCGAAGUCAGACUGGCGGCUGAGCGGGACUGGGAGGAGAAACGAGCCAGCUUGACCCAGUUCAGCGCUCAGGACAUCAACCGGCUGCUGGAGGAGACCCAGGCCGAGCUAAUGAAGGCCAUCCCGGACCUGGACUUCGCCGCCAGGCACAUAAACAAGCCGGUGGUGCCCCCGAAGCCCCAGAUCACCAUCCCCAUAACCUCCACCACGGGGUCGGCCCCCGCGGCCGGAGGAACCGGGAGCUCGGUCGCCGCCACCACCACCAUGACCACCACGCCCAGCGGCGACCCGCAGCCCGGCAAGGUGCAGCUGGCGGCCCAGAAGCUGAACAGCAUGGAGGGGGCUGGUUCUCAUCGAGGGUCGGUGGACCUCAGUGUGGCCAGAUAUCGAACAGAAAAACCCUCCAAGUCUCCUCCUCCACCUCCUCCUCGUAGAAGCUUCCCGUCGGUCCACGGCAUCACCACCAACCGAACCGGUGAGGUCAUCGUCACCAACAAGAACCUGAAGAUGGAAGAGGACGGUGAUUUACCUAAAACUCUGGUGAAACUGAGGCGGACCCCCUCCGACACGCCCCGACCGGCCUCCACCCCCCCAGUGAUCGCAGCGUCGGCGAUUCAAGACGAAGACGACGAAGAAAAGAUCAUCGCCGAGCUGGAGAACAGCAGUAACUCUCCAGGCCCGACGAAGGGUCCGACCGUCGCAGCCCGGCUCAAACACCUCCAACAAGGCAGCCUGGAGAGGCCCAAGACCCGCAAGCAGAAAGAGGAUUUCCCCAAAGUCCAGGGUCAGCAGCAGGUAUUCCACUUCUAAAAACCUCUGACGCUCCGUCUGCCUCUUCCUCUUCUUCUUCCUCUCUGCCGUCACUUCAAAGGAAACUUUCCCCUCUGCGACUCCUGCGAGACGAGAAAAAAAAAAAUCUGCAUUAGGCCGAACCAGCAGACGAUUCGAGAUCACACGCUAACCAGAGGGGGAGCUAUCUUCAGAUUUUUACCACUUCUUGAUGUGUGUUUUGACAUUUGAGUUACUGGAUCUAACCUAGCUUGCUUAGAGAUCAAGUUCUUUGUCGUACGAGUCUGUCGAUGUUUUGAUUUCCUGAGGAAGGGUCUUGGUGGUGCUUGUGACUGAUCAGACUAGCUUUAUCAUAAUAGUCACAUCUGUUCAUCCUUUUUGCCUCCCAUUAUGUGGAAUAAUCUCCAGUAAUGCCACGGAGCGAUUUCACAUCUCAAGGUCGAAGUGAGGAUAUUUUCACCCUGAUCCAGCCACGUUUUCUCCCCCUCAUCUCCCCGUCUUCUCAUCCGUUAAUUACCUCAUGCUGCUCUUUUUCUAUCACCCAUCUUUGAAACCUGGAGGUUAGCAUGCAGCAGCAGUCGGAAGGUGUUUCAGACGUCGGCGUUCUUGGUAAUAAACAGCCUGAAACGUUCACAUUCCAGCCAAGAGGCCAGUCCAUUAAGCUGCGUUGCUUUCCUUUUAACAGCUGUAAGGUUACGACUUGUUAUGUAAGACGACAAGACGGAGGAAGAAGGUGGAAGGUUACAGAAGGAUGGUUUUGCAGAUUUUAGUUUAAUGUCUGCUGGGAGCAAAUUUAAAGGAGAGCAGUGGAGAAAAACAGAAAACAGGAUGCAUAUCAAAGCAAAGAAAGGCAGUGAGGAUUAAAAUCUUCUCAGUGCGUAUCUGAGAAAUGAAGUCGAGUGGAUUUAUAGCAAUGAAAUAUUCAGUUUCAAGGUUAUUUCAGGUUUUAAAAAUGUAAAUGAUUUCCCUUAAAAAUCCCAAAAUUCAGGAAUAUUGCCCAGCGUUAAAACAUUUGGAUGCAAGUUGGUCUUUUGCAUCUAAAAUUUCAAAAGCAGAUCUCAGGUUGUUUAGCUUGUAGCGAUUAAAUUUAGAUGCCAAAACUUACAGUAAAAAAUUCAAAAUUGAGCUUCCAUCAUAUCAGGUUAGUGUCUCUCGAUCAUGUUGCCCAGAAAACUAAAUAUAUUCUGUGAAUUCAAACCAGUGAAGUAUUUUUCGAACUAUCGCUGAACCUAUUAGCCUUAUUUUUAGUUAAUAACUCAAAUAUUUUACUAGUCAUUUUCAUCUGUUAAUUGUUUGAUCUAGAAAUACAUAAAAUCACGUCACUAUUUCCAAUUGGCACCUUCCGGUGUCCUGUUUCGUCCAACCAAAACCCCAAAAUCCUAAAUUACUCACUUUAUAUUUAUGUAUAACAGAGAAAAACAGCAACGUUUGUGGCAAUUAUUUCUUGAAAAUUCUAUUUCUCACAUUUCUUUCCUCCCACAAAUGCCCUGGUAAUCCCCUUCCUGCACACACAGACAGAACCACUGGAACUGAAACUUCAAAUAAACUUCCGGACUCAGCUGUUGGUUUGAAUGAGGAAGCAACAAACACUUCCACUUGAUUUUCUCACAGUCGGCGGUGCCCUGAUGGUCUACAAAACUGUGACAUGUAACCAUGACUUGAAAGAGAAAGUGAUGCAUGGGAACUUUUGAGAUUCAGCACAAAACGAUACAAAACAAACUCACAAUAAUUCUUUGCAAACCAGAGUAUUUUGUGAGUAUUUGGUACAGACUACUGCACUUUAAUUAAACUCUUGCAUUGUGAAGGAAAUAGCUGCAUAAAGGGCUUUGCACAGUUCAAAAACCAGUCAUGUUGGCCAGUAAAUUACAAAAGUUUCAGUAUUUUUAUUCAGAAAGGCGACGUUAAGAUGCUUCCAAGCUAUUCUGACUUAUUAUUUGUAGACUAAGAGUAUAAAUCUUCAAUUUCUGCCACAGAUUUCAUGCCAUAUUUUCCUCUUACACCAUCCUCAUGUCUGCAUUUUCAAGAUUCCUUUUACUACAAUAAAAAAACAACCUCCAAGCUGCAGACUGCACAUUGAAUAUAAAAGGUUUUGCUGAUGAUGCUCUCGUUUCCCCAACAUUAUUUUACAGGAGUUCUGUUGCAAUGUGAUUAGUUAACCCUCUUAACCCUGAAUAGUGUGUGAGCAUUUUUUGUGCAUUUUUUCUCGCUGUGGACUCAUUUUUCACUGCAAAAUAAAGUCUCACACCUCUGCGGAAACAAAGCAACCAUGAAGAUGUAGAGAAAACUCAAAAACAUGGAUUCUGUACAGGGUGACGCAGUAAGAAAGACAUAAAUCAAAAAAAAAGAAAAAAUGGAAGAUGACUUUCUUUUGUUAUUUGACAAAGUUGGAAAAAAUUAGAAAUAAGAUGUCCAACAGCUCUCCAAAUGUCCACAGGGGUUACCAAUACUGAGAAAAAUGGUGACUCUGUAUACUACAGCUAUUUUACUGCUUACAUUUGAUAUCUGCUUUGUGUAAACACUGCCUAUAGUUCAGCGAAAAACUGUUGGUCUCAGCUAAGUCACUCCUGGUUUUUUGGUUGUACUAAGAAGCACAAAAUACUUUCUUUUUUGGAGAAUCUGUUUAGUGCAAGUGGAUCAUUUUUGGUGAAUUGAUAUGAAUUUGAUGAAAGAUAUGUAGAAUAAAAUGAUUUUCGUGAUGAUAAAAUAUCACAAUUUUAGGUUUAGAUUUGGAUCAUUUUCCUGGCAGAAUGCUAAAUCACAGAUGAGUACUUCAUGGUCUGUCAGAAAGCUGAAAAUGUGAAUUUUUUUCAGCUUUCACAGUCUGUUGAUCUGAUAAAUGGUGCAGUUUUGGCGAUUUUUAAGUUAAAAUGUCUUUCAUAUCUGCUGAAACACGUUGGGGUUCAGAGGGUUAAACGACAAAGACUUCCAACCCAAAAUUAUGCACCAAAUGAUCCUCCAGGAGUGUUAUAAGAAUCAAAACUGAGUAUUUAAACCACCGCUUUGCUGCUAAACACACUGUGAGGUUCAGGUGAGAUGAAGGAGGCCGGUCAGUGUGAGCAGCAGGUUAAACUCUCAGCUGGUGAAUACUAAAGCCGGCGGCUAGAUGUGAAGCUCUACUCGUCUUAUCUGCUGCUGCAGACGCUCCCGGCUGCCUCGGACCUCGGCCACCGUCCUCUUUUUAACAAAAAACGGCUUUCAGAAAAUAAAAGGGAGACACAUCCAGCUCAGCCAGGCGGCCUCAUCUGCACCCCCAGUCCUUAGCUCCAUUUUUAGCCACAUUUGGAGCCAUUUCAGGGCCAUGGUUUGAUUAAUUAAUUUAACACUGAGAGCAGCCCGUCCACGUGAGCCCAGAUGUGGUUUGAUAUGUAAAUGUUGUGAGUCGUGUAUCAGAAAGGACGGCAUCUUUUGCAAUACCUCACAUUAGCAGCAACAGCGGUUAGCACAUGGCUAACAUGUCUGACCUCCACUUGACACGCGACGCCAUCUGGGCAACUUCCUCCACAAACACUCAGCAAUGAUUAAUAUUCAGACUGUGUCCUCAACUGGUCUGAAUAUUAACUGAGUUUAUUCAUUUCUAUUUUUUCUUUUUAAAAAUUCAUGAUUUGAUCCAGACGCAACCAGAAAGCAAAUAUUGUUCUGUCUUUAACACGGAUAUGAUUUGAGAUAAUGUCAUCAAACACGGUGUUAUUAUUCUCUUCCAUUAUCCUGUUAAACUGUCGUCACAGGCUGGAUUUAUCUGUAGAAUUGUAACUUUAACAUACAGAUGAGUAAUUAUAUAGAUUUAAAGCAUCUCUGUGCUGCACAAAUGAAGCCCCACGUGUCCAAUAAAUCUGACACAGUUAAACAGUUGAAUACAAAAAAGUUUUAGAAAAAUUAUACACAUUGAUCAGAAGCUAGAGUUAGCUGCCAUCUCAGUCAUUGUAAUUGCAUUUUUAUUAUUAUUAUUAUUAUUAUUAUUAUUAUUAUUUAGUAUUUUUUCACUCAUGACCUGUUGUGGAUAAAAGAUGUUGUGCAGUAAAAUCCACUUCAAAGGCAAAACACAUUAAAUACAUAUUCAUCUAACAACCUUAAACUACUUUGACUGUAUAAUUAGAAUUCUUCUGGCAUUACAAUAUGUACUUCAUUUGAAAACAGUGUUUCAGACUCACAGUAAAUUAUAAAAUGGAGCUAAAAACUAAAAUCUGUAUUACUGUGUAGCUGCUGCAUUCUAGCUUUGUAAUCUGGUAUCUCUGCGGCUAACUAAAGCUAAAGCUAAAUGUGAAUGUAUAGAUUUUGAACUAGUUUUCAGUCCUAACUGAAAAUGACCCAAUUUAAUGAACUCUUUUAAAAUUUUUGCUUUUUAUUCCACAUAAAGUAACUGGGUGAGGCAUUAAUUUAGCUAAUAUUGAAAGCAGUCAUGCCAAACCAACACCUGCUAAAGCUAACCUGAAGCUAGCUAGAUUAGCAGUAGAGCUGCAAGGAUUAAUCGACAAGUUGUCAACAAUCAAUUAAUUGCUUCGAGUAAUGUUUUAAGAAAAAAGUCAAAGAUUUCUGAUUUGCUGCUUCUUAAAUUGGCUUUGUAAUCUGGUAUCUCUGCAGCUAAUUUAGCUAUAGCUAUAUGUGAACAUAUAGAUUAUUGACCAAUUUUCAGUUGUAAGUGAAAAAUUAACUUUUUUUUAAAUUUUAUGUAUUUUUUUCCACAUAAAGUAACUGAGCGAGAUGUUAAUUUAGCGCAUAUUGAAUGCAGUCAUGCAAAACCACAGCUAAACACCUGCUAAAGCUAACCUUAAGCUAGCUAGCCUAGCAGUAGUGCUGCAAGGAUUAAUUGACUGAAAUAAUUGCCCAUUAUUCUGACCAUCAAGUAAUCGGUUCAAGUAACGUUUUAAGAAAAUUCUCUGAUUGCAGCAUCUUAAUUUUGAAUAUUUUUUCUUUUUUUGUGGACAAAAGACAUUUUUGGAUGUAAUCUUCAGUUUUGGGAGACAGUAAUCCACAUUUUCAUGAUUUUGUGACAUUUUAUAGCCCAAAAUACUAAGCAAUUAAUUAAGAAAAUCAUCAACAAAUUAAUCAACAAUAGAAAUAAGCAUUAUUGCAGGUCUACUUCUUAGUACCUGCCAUUGAUAGCUUUUGGUGUCAUAAAUUGUUGAUUUUUCUUUUUCUAUUCAGUUGUAUAUAAAUGCUAGAAAUAGUACUCAGACUGACAGAACCUACUUCCUCUGAACUGUAGUCAUAAAAUAAUCAAAAUAACGUUCAUUUUAUUUAACAAUCUAGUUAAAAAUGGACCAGAACGAUCAAAGAACAGCAUUUUUCAUUGAAUUCAGUGAAGGUUAUCUGAAGCAGAGUGCAAUAUUUAAUGUUUAUAGAUAUUAUGAAGGCUGUUUCACAAUGAUUUGUGUAAAAGAGGUAAAAAUAAUCAUUCUAAAGGAAGUAAAAUUAUAGCUUUGCAACCUUUAUUUAAUGCACUGUUCUUGUAUUUAUAGUGUUUUGCUUUGAAGGCUGGUGUAAAGUUUGUCUUGACAGACAACAAAAUCUACAGGAUAUGUGAUCAAAACUCUCAAAUUUCAUCUCAAAAUGACAAGAGUUAUCAUUUUCUUGUCCUGUGCAGGCUUUUUUUUGUCAUUAACAGUGGUGUAGUUGCACUUUGUGUCUUGUUUAUUUUAUGGGUUUUUGACUGAGAAGCUGCUGCUGUGCUGCAUAAAAAAGGCGGAGCGCUUUAAAAUCCCUGUUCUUGGCUGGGUGGUGCAGCCGUCUCUGCUCGUCCUUUUGUUCCUCAGAUGUAGCAUCGUCCCCCCCGAGGCUCCAGCAGCACCUCGUCACCUCAAACUGUUUCCUUUUCAUGGUUCAACUUCAGCUGUUGUCAAGCUCCGAUUCUUCCCCCUCGUUCCCACACAGCGACAGACGACGUGCAGGAGUCGAGUGUUUAUUGUUCGGGCAGCAUUUUUUCUCCAGGCGUUACAGUCGUGUUCAGUCUGCAGAGAAUCCACAUUCUGGUCCAAGUAGUCAGAUUCUGUUUUGAUCUUUAGAGACAUUAUGGCACUGUGGAUUCAUACUCUAAAGGAUAAUUGUGAUUUAUCACGACUUGGGUUUCAUUUUGUAGUAGAAACAGGAGUUACUGAGAAUCUGACGGGUCAAGAAACACAAUUAAGUUGUAAACAAACCUCCACGGUAGCUGAUUUUAUUUGUUAAAGAAAACCAACAUGAAGGUUUAAAUAUUAGUUUCUGCUUCAACUUCUUGUUGUAAUUGUGUUCGUGGAGUUUUUCUGUACGAUGAGGAAUCAUUACCUGCAUUUCAGGUCGGCCCACUUUGGCCUUUACUUCCAAACAAAACAGAUUUUAGAGGAAACUUUACCUUUUUGUUUGAUCUCUGUUUAAAUUCAGCUUUAAAUAUUUGCAGGCAGCUGAAGGUAAAAACUAAUUAGUCUACAGAUCGUUUACAUGUGGCAAAAGUUGCUCAUUAAACAACACUAUGAAAUAAAAUAUACAAAUGCAAACCCAUAAACUAGAAAUAUAUGAAAUUUUAAGUUUUUAGGUGUUAAUGUUUUGUAUUUAAAGAAUUUACCAACCUUUUAAAGACAUUUAUACCCUCUUUAUCAAGUAUGGUUAACAGAUUAAUACCCUAAAUAGACAUAAAUGAAAUGUUUAAUAUGAAUUGUCACUCUUGAGAAGAUAAUCUGAAUAGAUUUUAUUCUGUUCAAUAUUUUUUGCCGAGCAAGAGUCACUUCAAUUAGUUAAGGGGCUCCAGAUGAAUUAAAAUAAUGAAGAUAUGGCAAUAAUAGUGUUUCCAUAGGACAUUUCCAUGCAUAUUUUGGAUUAGUGCAUCAGAAAAGGUCAACAGAAACUGCAGAAUUAGAAAAAUUGGUGGUGGAGACCAAAAACAGAGCUACAAAAGUUAAUAAAAUUCAUUAUGUGGCUCCAAAUGAAUGAAUAUUGAGAAGAUAAGUCAAUAACUGUGUUUCCGGAAUGUCUUUUAUACGCUUUUAAAAGUAUUGCAUUUGAUAAAGUUAGUAAAAUCAGCACAAUUAGAGAAACAAAACACUGGUGGAGACCUAAAACAGAGCUACAACAGUGACCUAUAUUCCUCAUGUGGCUCCAAAUGAAUGCUAACUGUGAAUUGUGUUUCCAUGACGCAUUUUUAUGCACAUUUUGAAUAUCACACUAGAAAAAAGUUGAUGGAAACAACACAAAAUUCAAAAAUACUUCCUCAAUUUUGUGAAAAUGUCUUUUGAGAGAAAAUAUAAAUUACAAAAUUCUUGACAUUUUGCAUUUCAGAUUAACAUGCAAAGGUUUUGUAUAGAUACAUGAUCCACAAAAUUAAAAGUAGAGUUGAAAGAUACUUUAAUUACAACAUUAACAUGAUAACCUUAUCAUUUCAGUUAAAUUCAUUUGUUUGCUUUUAGUUGUUGAUGACUUUGAGAGCUGUAUUUCUAUCAGUAAAGUUUAUUUUUGAAGCGAGUUGUCCGUCUGCAGGAAGACUGAGAUGUUGGCAGAUCUCCAAAGUUAUUUAAAAAUAAACAAAAUGCACAAAAUGAAACCCAAGUAAUGAUAAACUCUUUCAGCCUGAGUUUACCUGACGUCCUUGACAGAUUUGUCUUCCUGCUGUAAACCGUCAUUAAUCUUCCUGAUGUGUCUUUGAGGAUGAACAAACCUUCUGUGAGGUCCGUGGAGGUGUGAUGGAGGAAGAUGUUCACUGGUUCAUCAGCAGCUUCACUAGUUUUUACACUCGGUUUAUUUAUUUGGCUCACAGAGGAGUUUCCUGCUGCUGCUGUAAUUUACAGAAACAUCAGAUGUUUUUUCAGCAACAGCCGGAAGAUUCGACCAAAACAGAGCUGUGGUCAGAGAGAAACUCUUGAGAUAGAUAGAUAUGAUAUAGGAGAGAUUCCUGUUUUCUUCUAUUUCACUCCUCAUUUCCUUUAUCCAGCUCUCAUUUCCUUUCCUUAUCUCUACUUUUUGUCCUGUCCUUCCUCCAUCUUCUUUCUCCCAUUUCCUGUUUUUUUUCCUCCUUAUUUAUUCUCCUCUUCCUUUUGUCUAUCUUCUGUCCUUUCCUUAUCUUGUCUCGUUCUAUCUCUUCUACUUUCCUAAUCUCAUCUCCUUUUCUUAACUCCUUUCCUUUUCUUAUCACUUCCCCUUUUCAUAUCUCCUCUCUUUUUAUCUCCUUUCCUUCUUUUGUCUCCUUUUCUUAUCUCAUCUUUCUCAGCUCCUCUAUUUUCCUCAUCUCAUUCCCUUUCCUUAUCUCCUCUCCCCCUUCCUUAUCUCUUAUUUCCUUAUCUUCUCUGCUUUUAUCUCUUCUACUUUCCUAAUCUCAUCUCCUUUUUUUAACUCCUUUCCUUUUCUUAUCUCUUCCCCUUUUCAUAUCUCCUCUCUUCCUUCUGUUGUCUCCUUUUCUUAUCUCCUUUCAUUUUACUGCCUCUUCACCUUUUUUGUUAUCUCCUUUCCUUGUCUCAUCCCCUUUGCUUAUUCCCUCUCUUUGUCUCUUUUACUUUCCUUAUCUCAUCUCCCUUUUUGUCUUCAUCCUCGUUUCAUUCCUUUUCCUUUACAUAUCUCCUCUUGUUUCUUUGUCUCAUCUCUCCUUUCCUUAUCUCCUCUCUCCUUUUCAUCUCCUUUCCUUAUUUUCUCUCCUUGUUUUUUCUUCUUAUCCUCCUUUCAUUCCAUUUUCUCUUUUUAUAUCUCAUUUUUAAUCUCUCCUUUCCUUGUCUCCUUUUCUUAUCUCAUUUGAUAUUCCUGUCUCUUCUCCUUUUUUUACAUUAUCUCCUUGGCUUAUCUCAUCUCAUUUCCUCAUUUUCUAUUUCCUUCUCUCCUCUCUCCUUUUCUUAUCUAAUCUCUUUCUUAUCUGUUUUUCUUAUCUCCUUUUUUCCCUCUCUAAUCUGAUUUCCUUAUCUUCAAUCUUUGUUUUUUCUCCUUAUCUCUCUUUCACACCCUUUUCCCUUUCCUUAUCUCCUCUCCUUCCCUUGUCUCCUUAUUACUGUUUAUUUUUUCUUCUUUCCUUAUCUCCUUUUUAUCCUCCGUUAUUCCUUUCCAUCUCUUUAAUCUUUUCUUCCUCCCUGUCUUGAUGUCCUCUCAUUUCAUCUUUUUUAUCUCCUUCCUUGUUUCCUCUUCUUAUUUUACCUCUUCUUGCUUCCUUGUUUUCCUCACCUCUUCCUUCUUUCCUUGUCUCCUCUCCUUGUUUCCUUCGUUCUCAACAUUUCUUUCCUCGCUCUGCAUCACACAGCAGCAGCAGAAAAAGAAGCAGAAGAAUAAAAUCUGAAUGGGUUCAGGUUUUGUGUCUUUCAGCUCUGACAGCAGCUCUGUGUUCAUAGUUUCUGGCUGUUUGCAGCGCAACACAUCUUCCUCAUCUUCCUCAUCAUUUUGCAGCGAGCACGAGGGCCGUCGUCAUGCCGAUGCACCGUUGUCCAAUCAGAUGGAGUCUUGGUAGCGCGUGGUGGCGUCUCAUAAAUCACAAAUGAAACAUUUAAUAACAAAACAAACUUGAAAUACAUUUGUCUGUUUGUAAAUUUUCAUUUUUGUCUUUUUGUUCCUUUUCCCCUCCCUCUCACUGCUUCUCGUUCCCAUUCAAAUUUUUCCUUUUGUUUGCUCUCGAAUCUCCUCCCUCCCUGCUUUGCUUUUACUCGGGGCAGAGCUGAGCUUUUUGUCGCCACCGUCGUCACAGCUGAAGUGGCGCUCGCUGAUCUGGCCAAUCAUCAUCAGUUUCGCUGACGUUUUCCUUCACUGCUUCUUUUGGUCCGUGAGCCGACUUCUUUUUCUUUCUCCUCUACUUCUUGCUUUGCCCCUUUUUCAUCCUCUAUCUGCUUCUCAGGUCUCUCAGGUCUCGGCCGGACUAAUGAGGAGUGAGUACUCGCUUCAUUCUGGUUGUUUUGGACUCCUGAUUCCUAGAUGUGAGAUUUUGUCAUUUGAACAAUUUGCGUGACUUCACGAGCUGAAGGUCACCAAAUUACUCAAACGGGAGUGUGUAAAAAUGAUGAAAUUUCUUCUUUAAUCACACUGUGACUAUGUGUUGUACGUUUGGAGGAACCUGCAUCAUGAAGCAGUGUCGGGAAUCCUCCUCUAACUUGUUUGCUGCAAAUCCAUCUUCCACCGUAACCAAACACAACAUCUGUGUCCCAAUUCCACACUAAAUUAAGAGCACUCAAAAUAGUCUGUAUGCAUAUUAAAAAAGGCGAAUAUACAAACAAUAAAGCAACAAAAAAAGCUGCCAGAAUACUAAAUAAUGUCUACGCAUGCUGCUGUAUUACAGGGCUUUCCUUAUUAUUUAUAUUAUUCACAGAUACAUUGUACACUGAUUCACAUUCUGAGCACAUAAAUCAACAUGAACUACUUACAGCAGCUGCAGCCAAUCGUGCUUUUAAUAGAUAAUAUUGUCCCUUUAAUGUGAAAUAUAAAUGGCUGGUAAAUAUAAAGUUAACUCCACACAUUUUAUUAUGACAUGUGAGAGAUGGAUAAAAGAAAAAGUAAGCAGCAAUGUUGGAGAUGACCUUUAGGAACAUAAAUAUGGGAGUUUUUGUUCAUGUUUUGAUUAAUAUUGGUGUUUGUUUAUUUACAAUAUCUGAAAAAUAGUCAUCUUGCAGCAACAGUCGCCAUUUUUAGUCACUAAUUAAUCAAGUUACUUUGAUCUCAUCCACUGCAAUUCACCACUCUGAGGCUUCCCUGUUGUUAUUUUGCCUUCUGCGAAUCCUCAUAAACUUUUGUUUAUAAAUGUACUCUAUAGAUAAAGUUAUUAUUAUUACAUAUAGGAUCCCCCAUUCUUUGUUUAAAUCUGCUGUCACACUGGUGUUGUAAACAGACAUUUUUAUCAGCAUUUAAAGUUGUAAACAUGAGUAAUGACAGUUGGUUAACUGUACUUAACAACGUUAGCAUUUAUUUAGCAUUUAUUUAGUGCCAUAUUACUGGUGAUGCAACAAAUGUAGCUCCAAUAUUUGCCAUAGGUUUAGCUCUGUUUUAGUUUUAACAAACUUGGAAGAAAAAUGUUUUUUGGCGCUAAACUUUUCAGUAGCUACGUGUUAAAUUUGGUGCUCAGCUGUUAGCACUGGCUAGUUAGCUAUUAAGCUAGUUAGGCAGAAGACACUUCAAAGCUUUGCAGAGUUUCAGGCUUACAUUCUUUUAACUCAGUGUUAGCACAAUUAGUAAUGCUAGCUUCCAUUGUUAUGAUUAUCAUUCACAGUUAAGCCCUAAAUCAUUCAUAAUCGUGUGAAUUUUGGAUGCAAAUUUAAAAUAAUUUCCUUAAUAAUUGGCAUUCUAAUCAAUAAUUUAUGUUUUGCGCUGUUUUAGUCAACAAAUAAGUGAUCUGGGUAACUAGGAUUAGUCCUCAUCGAUGCAGACUGUUGUUAAACACAUUAUCUCUGGCUGGAGGUCAUUAAUCAGCACAGACAUCUCUGUUAUGGUUCCCAUUGCACUUUAUGGUAACGUUAUUGUACCUGAAAUGUGUAUUAUUUAUGAUAAUGAUAUCAGAUUGGAACUUAAUAUCAAGCGAUACUAAAGAAAAGCACUCAGACAGCACAGUACUCCGCCAAGGCUGCUCAGUCAUUGUAUCAUUUCCGACAGAUGAAAUCUUUAAUAAAAAAUUACCUUGCACUGAGCACAGGUGUGUGUUAUGCAUGUGUACGUUAUGUACGGAUACCGAAUUGCAUGACCUAAAUAUGUAGUACAGUACAUAUAAAUCUAAUUAGUAAUAUUAGCUUAAUCAGUUGUUCCUUGUAUCAUUUCAUAAGGAUAAGUCCCGAUAAGUCCACAGCAGUGGAUCUGUAGUAGGAUCACAAUCAUGUGAUCAUCAGCAGGCAGCUGAUGUAAUAUUCACUUGUUGUCAUAGUUACAGUGACACCGUGCUGCUACCUGGUAAUGAUACAGAAAUCGUUAACAAAUCCAUGGAUCCAGACUACAAAAGGUCCUCAGUUCAUGAUGUCCUCGACCUACAGCAUUUUGUGGUUACGUUGCCAUCUUCAGUCUUGUUCCAUCAUUCCGGUGUAUGCCACGUUAAAACAAAUUUCGCGCAGGAACUAGUUGUCAAGUAGAGCAGACGAAUACAUCGUCACGCAGCGCUAUACGAGGAAGAUGACUUUGUUUACAUUCGCCGGUUGUAUGUCACAGCAUGUGAGUUCUGAUUUAUGGCAAAAAUCGAGUUACAUCGCACCGUAGGAAUGGAAUUCUGACGUAAGUCAAGGACCCCCCAAAAUAAGCCACAUCACAAAUCUAAUCACUUGUGUCAUUUCUGACCCUGAAAAUUUCAUCCAAAUCCGUUAGUCCAUUUUUGAGUAAUGUUGCUAACAGACAGACAGACUGACCCACACAGUUCCCACUAAAAUUCUGACCCGUAUCACAAUACCUGUCAAAAAUAAUAGUAGUAUCUCUGCAUGUUGUAUCAUUCUCUUUCAGCCUCAUACCUUGUCAAAUUAAUCUCAACAAGAAUGAAAUAGAAGAAAUUUGAGAUUAUUGAAAGUCAGUAAAAUCUAUCAAAAUUAAUUAAUUUCAAUCUCAAAAUGCUCCAAGAGGCUUCAUUUGUGUAUUAAAUCAUAUUUUAGUUUCAGUCUUUGUCUCCCAACUUCCAAUUUUCACUUACAAAAUUUUGGAUUUUGAUUUGAUUAGCAUUAAACUGUGUGGAAAUCUCUUGGAUAUAUUCUCGGAACUCACGGCUACACAAAAUAAUUUUACCUGUUAAGUUUCAGUAAAUUAGCUGGAAUAUACAAGACCUGUAAAAUUAGGAUUCUAAUAUUUAAAAAUCCAGCAAAAACAAAAAAAUAUGUUAAUUUAUUCCUUAUUACCAGCAAAGUAUUUGCUAACUGUGACAGUAUUUAGAACAUACAGUUAGCAUAAUGUGUGAAAUUGGGACACAGCUGAUGUUUUACUCACAUUUUGUUCACAACAAUCUGUGUUUUUUUUUUUUUUUUUUUUAGAGUUGAACCCUUUCAAAAUGAAUUUUUAUUGAAAGGUACCUUGAAUGUGGCGAGUUCGUUCGGAUUAAAACCCAGAAAUCUAGAAAUAUAGUAAGUUGUGAUGAAGGAUGAUGGUUUCUGUCGUGUGAAAUUAAUCUAAAAUGACGAGAUAAAUAAUCCUGCACACUGUGCUGCUGUCGGAAAUCUGACUCUGAGUGUGUAUUUAUACCACUGACAGAAAUGAAAUCAGUAUUUACAUUUAUGGAAUGUAUUAGUAAUCUCAGAGAUAGCAUUAAACGCUAACACGGAAAUAGAAAAAAAACGCAGUUAAAGUAUAACCUGAACCACUUCACAGAUAAAUUGUAUGUAUAUUAUAUGACCAUUUAGUUUUUUGUUUUGAAGAGGUCGCUUUAUUAACAUGUAAAAAAGAAAAGUGUCAUCUAUGUUUUAUAUAAUCAAGCUUUUUUUGUAUUUUUAUACUUGAAGAAGAGGAUUCAUAAGCAUGUAACACAUUUAUUCUGUAAAUUAUUAUUUUUCUGCGUUGGAGAUUCUUUUAUUUUUUCUGCUGAACCAUGAAACAAACCAUGAUCACACUUUGUUGUAGAGACCAGGAGGUGCUCCGGAGGGUUGUGAUGGACAGAAAUAGUGCCACCGCAUUUAUAAAAAGCACAUAAAAACGAUCACCUCACUGAUAGGAAGCCCCAUUUUGUAGCUGUUAUCCUCUAUUAUAACCAAUAGUGUGCGUACACUACACAGAUUAUACAGUUUAUUGAUGGUUUCUUGAUGAAUGUGUGAUUGUCCAAACCAUUUGUGGAUGUUAAAUCAUGUAUAUAAACCCAAAUAAUAUAUUAUGAAAUUGAUUUUAUGUGAAAUUUUUAUAGAAGUUAAAAAAAACAAAAAACUACUACUCCAAAAUGGCAUGCAUACUGUAUACAUUCCUGGAAAAUCUGCACGCUGGGUCAACAGAGGUCUCAUUUUCUUGUCAAUAAUUCUGUGUAUACUUGUGAGUGUAUGAUAGAGUAAACAAAAAUUGUACAGUAAUCUAGAUUUUUGUAUUAUGUUCAAAAUGGGUAGCCCCUUUUACUGUCAGAAUAAAGAAAAAAACGACUACUAUAACCGUCGAGAAAGAUAUCUGAAUGAUAUUGUAUAUCAACUAAACGCUGUUUCCUCCAGUCUGAGAGUGAUGCUUGCUGUGUGGGGUAAGUGUUUGUGAAUUGUGAAGAAGAAUGACAAAACUACUACGAAGUCAGUAUAACUAAAGACCAACUAAACCGUGCAAAACACAACGCAACUUCGUGUAUGGAACGUACAAGUUGCCACUUCGUGUGAGAAAAAUCAAAUGAAAAGGUUGCUGCUUUUGUACAUUCCUGUUGUGUUUUUGUGACAAUAAAGGUGACCCUCUUAUACAUGA
Molecule: messenger RNA, 18189 nt
Organism: Amphiprion ocellaris (clown anemonefish)
Lineage: Eukaryota; Metazoa; Chordata; Actinopteri; Pomacentridae
Product: SRC kinase signaling inhibitor 1-like
Exons: 19
Coding region: 751-3966 (1071 amino acids)
Biological process (GO): regulation of dendritic spine morphogenesis
Cellular component (GO): postsynaptic density; cytoplasm; actin cytoskeleton
Source: RefSeq, a predicted model, not a curated record